GGGGCAUGCAGACCCCGCCUCGGAGGUGGGUGGGGAGCGGCAGGCUCCGCCUAGGCUCCUCGGCCGACUCCCGCCAGCGUCCCUGAGACUCUGGCUGGGAGCGAGCGAGCGCACGGAGCCAGCCGGGAAGGAUGCGGCGCCCGCGGCGGCCCGGGGGUCCCGGGGGUCCCGGGGGCUCCGGGGGCUCCGGGGGCCUCCGGCUGCUGGUCUGCCUGCUGCUGCUGAGCGGCCGCCCCGGGGGCUGCAGCGCCAUCAGUGCCCACGGCUGUCUGUUUGACCGCAGACUCUGCUCGCACCUGGAAGUCUGUAUUCAGGAUGGCUUAUUUGGACAGUGCCAGGCAGGAGUCGGGCAGGCACGGCCCCUUUUGCAAGUCACCUCCCCUGUUCUCCAGCGUUUACAAGGCGUGCUCCGGCAACUCAUGUCCCAAGGAUUGUCCUGGCACGAUGACCUCACCCAGCAUGUGAUUUCCCAGGAGAUGGAACGUAUUCCCAGGCUUCGUCCCCCAGAGCCCUAUCCGAGGGACAGGUCUGGUUUGAUGCCCAGGAGACCAGGCCCAGCUGGGGAGCUGUUUUCUCAGGGCAAUCCCACCGGCUCGUCUCCUGCUGCCCAGGGGCUCCCCCGGCCUCCGGGGGGUGGGAACGGAGCUGGGGCGGGCUCCCCACUGUCUUCUCUGCAGGCUGAUCUGUUGCCCCCUCUCUUGGAGCAUCUCCUAAUGCCCCCACAGCCUCCCCACCCUGCUCUGACGUAUGAACCCGCAUUGCUACAGCCUUACCUGUUCCACCAGUUUGGCUCCCGCGAUGGCUCCCGGAGCUCGGAGAGCUCCCCGGGGGUGGUUGGUGUUGGCCACCUGCCCAAGGCUGAAGUUCCUGCCCUCUUCAGCAGAAGUGCCUCCAAGGCCAUUUUGGGGGCUCAUUCUGGCCACUCCUUCGGGGACCUUCCAGGUCCCUCACCUGCUCAGCUUUUCCAGGACUCAGGGAUGCUCUACAUGGCCCAAGAGUUGCCAGUGCCUGGCAGGGCCAGGGUACCAAGGCUGCCAGAGCAAGGGGGCAGCAGCCGGGCAGAGGACUCCUCAGAGGGCUAUGAGGAGGAAGUACUAGGGGGUCGUGGGGAGAAGCCCUCUUCCCAAGCAGUACAGCCAGCAGAUGCAAGCCUGCAGAGAUUGGCUGCUGUCCUGGCGGGCUACGGAGUAGAGCUGCGUCAGCUGACCCCAGAGCAGCUUUCUACCCUGCUGAGCCUGCUGCAGUUACUGCCCAAGGGCACAGGAAGAAAUCUUGGAGGGGCUGGAAAUGUCGGAGCUGAUGUCAAGAAGACAGAUGAACAGAAAGGAGACACAGCAGAGCCUCGGCCCCCCACACCCUUGCUUCCUGGACAUCCCACUGCUGGCCCCACCUCCAAUGAAGUGCAGCAGAUGCUGAGCCCUGGCAUCAUCCCUGAGCCUCCUCCCCAAACAUCCCGUCCUCCCGGAGUCUCCUCUGUCCUCCUGGAGAAGAAAAGUCUCUUAAGCCAGAGCCAGCCCACGGUAUUGGGACAGCCUUCAGCUCGACCAUCAGCCGAGGAGUAUGGCUAUAUCGUCACUGACCAGAAACCCUUGAGUCUGGUGGCUGGAGUGAAGCUCCUGGAGAUCCUGGCGGAGCAUGUGCAUAUGUCCUCAGGCAGCUUCAUCAACAUCAGUGUGGUGGGGCCAGCUGUCACCUUCCGAAUCCGGCACAACGAACAGAACCUGUCUUUGGCGGAUGUGACCCAGCAAGCUGGGCUGGUGAAGUCUGAACUGGAAGCGCAGACAGGGCUCCAGAUUUUGCAGACAGGGGUGGGACAGAGGGAGGAGGCAGCUGCAGUCCUUCCCCGACAAGCCCAUGGCAUCUCUCCCAUGCGCUCAGUGCUGCUUACUCUGGUGGCCCUGGCAGGUGUCGCUGGGCUGCUAGUGGCUUUGGCGGUGGCCCUGUGUGCGCGCCAUCACUCGAGACGGCGGGAGAAGGAGCGCCUGGCAGCCCUGGGGCCCGAGGGGGCCCACGGUGACACUACUUUUGAGUACCAGGACCUGUGUCGCCAGCACAUGGCCACAAAGUCCCUGUUCAACCGGGCAGAGGGCCAGCCGGAGCCUUCGAGGGUGAGCAGUGUGUCCUCCCAGUUCAGUGACGCGGCCCAGGCCAGCCCCAGCUCCCACAGCAGCACACCGUCCUGGUGCGAGGAGCCUGCCCAGGCCAACAUGGACAUCUCCACGGGACACAUGAUUCUGGCAUACAUGGAGGAUCACCUUCGGAACCAGGACCGGUUGGCCAAGGAGUGGCAGGCCCUGUGUGCCUACCAAGCCGAGCCAAACACCUGCGCCAUCGCACAGAGCGAGGGCAACAUCAAGAAGAACCGCCAUCCCGACUUCCUGCCUUAUGACCAUGCCCGCAUCAAACUGAAAGCGGAGAGCAACCCUUCCCGGAGUGAUUACAUCAAUGCCAGCCCCAUCAUCGAACAUGACCCUCGGAUGCCAGCCUACAUAGCCACACAGGGGCCGCUGUCGCAUACCAUCUCGGACUUCUGGCAGAUGGUGUGGGAGAGUGGCUGUGCUGUUAUUGUCAUGCUGACCCCACUGGUGGAGGACGGUGUCAAACAGUGUGACCGGUACUGGCCAGACGAAGGAUCCUCCCUCUACCAUGUCUAUGAGGUGAACCUGGUGUCGGAGCACAUCUGGUGCGAGGACUUCCUGGUGCGGAGCUUCUACCUGAAGAACGUGCAGACCCAGGAGACGCGCACGCUCACGCAGUUCCACUUCCUCAGCUGGCCGGCAGAGGGCACUCCGGCCUCCACCCGGCCGCUGCUGGACUUCCGCAGGAAGGUGAACAAGUGCUACCGAGGCCGAUCCUGCCCCAUCAUAGUGCACUGCAGUGACGGCGCAGGAAGGACAGGCACCUACGUCCUCAUUGACAUGGUACUGAACCGCAUGGCAAAAGGAGUGAAGGAGAUUGACAUCGCUGCCACCCUGGAGCAUGUCCGUGACCAGCGACCCGGCCUUGUCCGCUCUAAGGACCAGUUUGAGUUUGCGCUGACAGCCGUGGCGGAGGAGGUGAAUGCCAUCCUCAAGGCCCUGCCCCAGUGAGCUCCCUGGGCACCUCCGUGGACACCCCGGCCUCUGCUCCUUCUGCCUGUGUGAGCAUUUGUGCCCCCAAACUCUUCAGCUCCUACCCGCCUGCCAUCUCGGCCCGUCUUGGGCAUGGUAGCCCUUCCCAGCCCGGUGUGGAAGGAAGUGGGGGAGAGAAGGGGCAGAUCCAUCCGGCUUCUUUCAUGUUAGACCCGAGGCAGCCCCUGGGAAACAGACAGCAGGCAGGCGGAGGAGUGGACACCAGCAGCGAGUGUGCCCGAGCCCCGUCCGACCUGAGUCUCUGUCUCCCUCUCCCCGUGGUUCUCGACGUCCCUAGCCAGUCUGCAUACCCCCCCCCCCGACUCCCGCCAGCCUGCAGUGUAUAGACAGACCAGGAACAGAGGGCCCCAGCUCCCCUAGCCCCUGCUACCGCUGGUCUGCCACCUUGAUCCCGUUCAGCCUUCCCCUUCUAGCACAAGAGAAACAUUUCUAGAAAGAUCUACUUUUGUAUCAAUGUGAAUAAAGCUAGCGUGUUGUCUGUGCAAGCUGCAACAUGGACA
Molecule: messenger RNA, 3631 nt
Organism: Peromyscus leucopus (white-footed mouse)
Lineage: Eukaryota; Metazoa; Chordata; Mammalia; Rodentia; Cricetidae
Gene: Ptprn
Product: protein tyrosine phosphatase receptor type N
Exons: 23
Coding region: 132-3089 (985 amino acids)
Biological process (GO): protein dephosphorylation
Cellular component (GO): secretory granule
Molecular function (GO): protein tyrosine phosphatase activity
Source: RefSeq, a predicted model, not a curated record